Messenger RNA from Conger conger (European conger), 4203 nucleotides. Its product is annotated as kinesin light chain 1-like. Gene Ontology annotation, cellular component: cytoplasm; kinesin complex; membrane-bounded organelle. The transcript has 15 exons. The record is from RefSeq and is a predicted model, not a curated record. Gene Ontology annotation, molecular function: kinesin binding. Lineage: Eukaryota; Metazoa; Chordata; Actinopteri; Anguilliformes; Congridae. The coding region runs from base 411 to 2063 and encodes 550 amino acids. Gene Ontology annotation, biological process: microtubule-based movement.
CAGUCACAAGCGGACAUCUUUGAUUUAAAGAGACUCGGGCGGAAGCUCGUUGUGACAAAAGUCUUAGUUUUGGAGAGUCAGCGGACAGCUUGCGCCUUUGGCAUUUUAUUUAAAACGUCCGGUCGUUGUAGAAAAUGCGUUCGGUGUCAUAAACGGGCACAGGGUGGGCUGUUGGGUCAACUGUUUGCUUGAGAACAGAAGCGUCGCGCUGACAGCUCAUAAACCGGGGCUGCGUUGGCCGGGAAGUUGAAGAUUUGCGAGGGAGUGACCGGGCGAGACGGUGUGAUGUGGCUAGCUUUAGCUGGCUAAUACAAUAUUUUCCACUGCUCUGUAUUAUCUGAAGAAAAGCGAGUGAACUGCCAGACACACCCAGUCCCCGGAUACAUACCAAGGUUCCCCUCCGCUAGAAGAUGUCCACCAUGGUGUACCCGCGGGAGGAGCGGCUGGAGAAGCUGACCCAGGAGGAGAUCAUCUCCAACACCAAGCUGGUGAUCCAGGGCCUGGAGGCGCUGAAGAACGAGCACAACUCCAUCCUGCACAGCCUGCUGGAGACCAUCAAGUGCCUGAAGAAGGACGAGGAGGCCAACCUGGUGCACGAGAAGUCCAACCUGCUGCGCAAGUCCGUGGAGAUGAUCGAGCUCGGCCUGGGCGAGGCACAGGUGAUGAUGGCCCUGUCCAGCCACCUGAACGCGGUGGAGUCGGAGAAGCAGAAGCUGCGGGCGCAGGUGCGGAGGCUGUGCCAGGAGAACCAGUGGCUGCGGGACGAGCUGGCCAACACCCAGCAGAAGCUGCAGAAGAGCGAGCAGAGCGUGGCCCAGCUGGAGGAGGAGAAGAAGCACCUGGAGUUCAUGAACCAGCUCAAGAAGUACGACGAGGACGUGUCCCCCACGGAGGAGAAGGACGGGGAGCCGCCCAAGGACUCCCUGGACGACCUCUUCCCCAACGAUGAGGAGGAGCACGGCCCAGGAAUGGUGCAGCAGCAUAACAGUGCUGCGGUAGCGGCCGCGCAGCAGGGGGGCUAUGAGAUCCCGGCCCGCCUGCGCACCCUGCACAACCUGGUGAUCCAGUACGCCUCCCAGGGCCGCUACGAGGUGGCCGUGCCCCUCUGCAAGCAGGCCCUGGAGGACCUGGAGAAGACCUCGGGCCACGACCACCCGGACGUGGCCACCAUGCUCAACAUCCUGGCUCUGGUGUACAGGGAUCAGAACAAAUACAAAGAGGCCGCCCACCUGCUGAACGACGCCCUGUCCAUCCGCGAGAAGACCCUGGGGAAAGACCACCCUGCGGUGGCGGCUACACUGAACAACCUGGCCGUGCUCUACGGGAAGAGGGGCAAGUACAAGGAGGCGGAGCCUCUCUGCAAGAGAGCCCUGGAGAUCAGAGAAAAGGUGCUGGGGAAGGACCACCCGGACGUGGCCAAGCAGCUGAACAACCUGGCGCUGCUGUGCCAGAACCAGGGCAAGUACGAGGAGGUGGAGUACUACUACUGCCGCGCCCUGGAGAUCUACCAGUGCCGGCUGGGCCCCGACGACCCCAACGUGGCCAAGACCAAGAACAACCUGGCUUCCUGUUACCUGAAGCAGGGGAAGUACAAGGAGGCUGAGGUUCUGUACAAGGAGAUCCUCACUCGGGCCCACGAGAAGGAGUUUGGAUCCGUGGAUGCGGAGAACAAGCCCAUCUGGAUGCACGCCGAGGAGAGGGAGGAGAUGAGCAAAGGGAAACACAGAGACAGCUCCCAUUACGGCGAGUAUGGAGGCUGGUACAAGGCCUGCAAGGUCAACAGCCCCACGGUGAACACCACCCUGCGGAACCUGGGCGCGCUGUACCGCCGGCAGGGCAAGAUGGAGGCGGCCGAAACCCUGGAGGAGUGCGCCAUGCGGUCCCGCAAGCAGAGCACCACAGGCACUGACCCCAUCAAUCAGACUCGGGUGGUGGAGAUUCUGAAGGACGGCGAAGGGGAGAGGAGGAGGAGCCGGGACAACAUGGCCGCCACCGUCAAGUACGAGAGCAGCUCAGAGACCGGGGAGGAAGUGAGUAUGGGCGUAGAGUGGACAGGGGCCUAAACCAUCAAGAUUUUCCUCAAACCUUUUCUCCUCCCUGAAAUUAUCCCCACCCCUCCCUGUCCACCAACAACAACAAUAGCCAAUCAAAAGGAUGUCUUGCGUUCUGGCUCCUCCUUCCUCUGCUCCCAAUCAAAAAAAGCCUUCGCUCUGCCAUUCCUGGUUCCUUCGGCCAAGACCGUUGCUCGCCGACGCUUCGAUCCCGACCGAACACCAACGGGGAUGCCUGAUUGUCUGCUCUCUUUCACAACUGCAGUGUGUUUCUCUCUUCUCUACCUCCCCCUCUUUUUCUCUCUCUCUCUCCUCUACCCACCUGUUUAUUCCCACUCGACAUUACUACUCUGUCCAUUUCAACUGUAUAAGCUUUGUUAUCGAGUUGUUGCUAAGGAAUGGCGCAUUGGACUGGGCGUGGCGACGGCCGACGGAUAUUCGAUGACUCUUACAGGCUGACUGAAUGAUGGAAAAUAAAACCGAGGGAAAUGGGAGGGUUCCAUGUUGUCCGCCAUUUCGCUUUGCCUUUCGCCCUCGUCUUCCCCAAACGUCGUCGUCUCCAAGCAGUCUCAAGAACUCCACGAAUUACAGUAUAACUGCAGAACUGCUGCAGGUUCGCGCGAUCUAAAGAUUAUGACACUACACCGCGAUUUCUUUAAGUAGAGUAGGAUCUGUUGCAUCGGAGAUAACUUAACGCUUUGAUUGUUUUUUUUGUUUGUUUUUGUUUCCGCGAUAGCUAUUUAAUCCUUAUUUGCGUCGUUAAAUGAUUUCGACAUGAAUUAUCAACCUAGGUGCCUGUAUUUAGCAUUUAUAUAUCAUUUUUAAUCAUGGUUAGGUUUUUUAUAAUUUGCUUCCAUUACAACCUCCAUGAGCUGAGGUGUGAAAUAAACGGAAUUGUAAUCAAAUAUCGUAUUUCUGACUACCCACUGUCUGUAUCAUAAUUCCGCAAGUUUAUGCCUAAUUAGUUUUCACAUUGAUUCUGCUAUUUUUUUCCUUUGCAAGGAAACAAGUGCCGUGAGAUUGAGUUGAGUUUUUCAAAAAAUAUUUUUUAAAGUGUUUUUUAUUUUAUUUUGUAUUAUGUGCAACUUAAUAGCCUACAUUUUAUGUUUGUAGUGUCAUUACAGACAUACGAAAUGCAGCUUUAUAUAUAUUAAAAAAAACUAUCCGAUAUUUAUUUAUAAGCAUUUAUGAAACAAACUUUGUGUGGAAAAUUGCAAUAGUAGCCUACAUGAAACCCCCAGUUCGGGUUUCCAUUAGGCAUUAACACAGGUAAAAACGUGGCCGUUUUUAGAAAGACUGCCAUUCUUGCGUGCAUAAGUAACCCGGAGUUAUCUCAGUGUGUUCAUGGCGCAAGCGUUCUUGACCUGCUUCGUCUGCAGUCGCCUACCCGCCACCGCUUCCGGUUAGUGUCUUAACGUGACGUCAUUGUUUACCGAGUAGCAGUUAAAAGGGAAUGCGCAUAACUCGAUAUUGGGCGUUUUGAACAAAAUAAUCCGCUAAACGCUAAUAUUUUUAAGGCUCUUUAUGGGCCAGGAUCUACGACUUUGCUGAUUUAAAAACGGACGUUGAGAGAAAUUCGAUGUAAGGUCGAGAUGAGGACAACGAUUUCGAUAUUUUAAUUCCCAAGUCCUGCACACUAAGCAAUUAGGCUACUUUAGAGGGCGCCACCAACCGUCGAACAUUUUUCUUUGGAUUUGCUGAAUAUUUCUGUGGACACUUAUGGUGAAUGGAAAGAUAAUAAUAAUAUAUUUAUGUGUCAUCAUUUCAAAGUGUUACAUUAAAUGAAUGUAAUAUUAUUUAAUAGCUAUUAUUAAGCCUGAAACGAGUAAGUGUUUACACCCCAUGGCAGUUUUUAGUUUUUCGAUUUUACAUUUCAUGGAACACGCACCCACAGGCUGGCGCGCACACACAAGGAGAAAAGAAGUGUUUAAAAAAAAAAAAGAGAAAAAAAAGGUGCAUUGUCAAGCGAGCCAAGUUUUGAGCUAUCUGUAAUUGUUCCACUGUAAACUCUGUUUCUAUAGAUACGAAAAGAUAAGACUUGUAGGCACCAUGUUAGUAGUCCUAGUAGAAGUGCAUCUCUUUCUCUUUUGCAUUGUGAUGAAUGUUUCACUAACGUUGUUGACGUCGUCUUGAAUAAAGACCCUUUCAUUUG